AUGGUGGCGACGUCACUCACCUCUACGCCAUACGAUUUCAGAAACUUUAUUCAGGUAUUGGACGACCCCAAUGACAACUAUCUGUACAUGGUGUUUGAAUUUGUCGAACGUGGCAGCAUCUUGGACGUUCCCACGGACAAACCGUUGGACGAGGACAGCGCAUGGAAAUACUUCAGGGACACAUUACGGGGAUUAGAAUAUCUGCACUAUCAAAAAAUCAUUCAUCGGGACAUAAAACCAUCGAAUUUACUCCUCUCCGACUCCGGUCAUGUCAAGAUUGCCGAUUUUGGUGUCUCCUGCGAAUUCGAAGGUAUCGACGCCUUCCUUUCUGGCACCGCCGGCACACCUGCUUUCAUGGCUCCUGAAGCGCUUAUAGAAGGAUCGAAUCACUUCUACUCAGGACGAGCUCAAGACAUGUGGUCAUUAGGGAUCACGUUAUAUGCGUUUGUAGUAGGAAAGGUACCCUUUUGGGACGCCUACAUCAUUGCGCUCCAUCGAAAGAUCAAGAACGAUCCAGUGGUUUUUCCAGAAACGCCACAUCUCAGUGAUCCGCUCAAGGAUGUGAUCCUAGGGCUACUGAAGAAGGAUCCUGGCCUACGAUUGCUUUUACAAGAGGUUAAGGUGCACGCGUGGGUGACGCGUCGCGGCACGUGUCCGAUGCCAUCAGAAGAGGAGAACUGUCACCUGGUUACGGUAACGGAGGAGGAAAUUGAGAACUGUGUACGAGUUAUUCCACGUCUCGACACGCUCAUACUCGUCAAGGCUAUGGGUCAUCGAAAACGAUUUGGGAACCCGUUCAGGAACUCUGCGAAUUCAUCGUUACGAGAUCGACGAAAGUCCAAUUCAGUCAAGGAUCCCACCUACUGUCCACCUCCGUCAAUCGCCAAUGGAGAGAGCAGGCGUGACGUCAACGGGCUCAGUGAGCCUCUGUCGAAACUGCAUCUCUCUCCGGAGAGCUACCCACCGAAAGCAGCUUCAGCACGUCACUAG
Molecule: messenger RNA, 990 nt
Organism: Cooperia oncophora
Lineage: Eukaryota; Metazoa; Nematoda; Chromadorea; Rhabditida; Trichostrongylidae
Source: the annotation of a GenBank genome assembly